CAUCUUGUCACACGUUAUUCAUCGCGUUCUUUGCCUUUACCUCUGAUCAGGAAGACAUUUUAAGCUUCGGCCUCCAAAAACUUGGGUAUGAAAAGUUCAGGGAAGGUCAGGAAAAGGUAGUAUUGUUAUAUUUAGACGGAAAGGAUGUUGUGUUUUGUGUACCAACGGGUUCCGGAAAGUUGCAUUCGUCUUUGAAGCCAUCGCCAAUGGAGUCGGAAAUGCAGAAAAGCAAACGAAAAUAUUGUCCGUUUGUCUUCUGGUGGCCCCUUCUGGUGGCUCAUGAAAGACCAAGUACAAGGAUUGAGGAAACGAGGGAUCUCUGCAGCAAUGAUCGGGCCCGAGACCAGUACGGUUGAGCUGGAAAACCUCCGAAAAGGCAAAUACAACCUUUCGGAAGCCCGGAGGCGCUUGCUCAAUUCCCACAGAAAUGUCUUCAGAGACCUAAAGAACAACAUCAAAGCCGUUUUUAUCGACGAAAGUCACUGCAUAGCGAAAUGGGGCAAAGAUGAUAAAAAGACCGCAGCAUUUCGAAAAGAUUACGGUCGCCUGAGAUCUCUUCUCAAGAAAGUGCCAUUGGUUUGUGUCACAGCCACUGCAACUGCGAAAACAAUGGAAAUCAUAACAAAGGAUCUGUGUUUAAAUGAAUGUGACGUGAUAGAUAGUAACCCAAAUAGGCCAAACACAAAAUACUCGGUGAUUUCUAUUGACAUUGAUGACCUCUGCGGAGCUUUCCAAUGGCUGAUCAAGGAAUUGCGGGAGAAGGGGCAAGAGACAAAAAAAGUAAUUGUGUUCUGUAGGAAAAAAGAACACAUGAAAGAACUGUUUGAUCUUUUUGGAGAACAAUUGGGGGACCAGGCAUAUCAUCAGCCAACCGGGGCAGAGCCAAGGGAUGAUAGGAGUAGGCUUUUUGCCAUGUACCACAAAAGAACCCAUAAACUUGUGAAGGGAACCAUUGAGACUGAAUUUUGUAAGGCAGAUGGUAUUGUGAGAGUUGUGUUUUGUUCCAUUGCAUUUGGCAUGGGAGUCAGUUAGAAACAUUUAUUUGGAUAUUCAUUUGGGUCCCUCAACUGAUAUUGAUUAUUAUGUUCAAGAGACCGGGAGAAUUGGGAGAGACUCAACUCAAAUGAGUUAUGCGGUAAUUUUAAAGUUUAAUUAAAGCUUGUACAGCUACAAAGAAUAUCAGCAAGGAAAUGAGAGACUAUGAGAAAAACAACGCUCACUGCAGGAGAGAAAUGCUUUUGCGCCCAUUCAAGGCAACAGCUGCUAAAAACAAGAAUUUGCAUGCUUGCUGUGAUGUCUGUGCCUUGCAGUGCAAAUGCUUGUGUUUAUGUUUUAGUCCAGAAUGCUCUUGUGAUUUCAAGUGUGACCAGGAGAAACACAAGUCGGUGGUUGAGAAGCAUCUUUUAAGAAGAACAGAGCCUGGUAAUGGGGCUGAAAAAAUGCGAGUGAACACUGUGUCACAAGAAAAGGCUUUGGCUAUUGGGAAAGAAUUGAUGGACUACAGAUCAGAGCUGGCAUCAAAUGCCAAGGAUAUGCUUGUAACAGGAACUGAUAUUGCUACUGGUUACAUCAAGCAAUUGAUUAAUAGAAUUGUUGCAAAUCUUGCAUACAUUAGAGAUAAGAAGUAUUUACAGACAAACUUUGCAUUUUAUUCUGAUGAACAUGUCACUAGAACAUGGAUAAUUAUUCAGGGACAUCUACAAAGUGAUCAAGAAUCCAUGGAUGAUUCAACUAGUGACAAUGAGGAGUCUGAUGAAUCUGAGGUAACUGAUAUCCAGUCUUCUGGCACCUCCUAUGAUUCCAGCCCCAUAUUUCGUAGGAAGAAAGUAACUGGAAUUGUUUUUUCUGAUGACGAGUUUUUGUCAUCUGAAGUAGACUCAAACUAAACAAAUCGAUGUAGGGUAGAUGCUAUUACAGAUCUUUCAAUCUUAUUAGGUCAUAUGGAUCUUAUCUAUUAAACAAUAAAAUCGUGAACCCUA
This is a messenger RNA of Nematostella vectensis (starlet sea anemone), 1979 nucleotides long. Its product is annotated as ATP-dependent DNA helicase Q-like 2. Gene Ontology annotation, molecular function: four-way junction helicase activity; 3'-5' DNA helicase activity. Gene Ontology annotation, biological process: double-strand break repair via homologous recombination. Gene Ontology annotation, cellular component: cytoplasm; nucleus; chromosome. Lineage: Eukaryota; Metazoa; Cnidaria; Anthozoa; Actiniaria; Edwardsiidae. The record is from RefSeq and is a predicted model, not a curated record. The transcript is spliced from 2 exons. Bases 280 to 1032 code for a protein of 250 amino acids.